CACACACACACACACACACAGUGGAACAGUAACAGUGAAGGUAAGUGUUCAUACUUUACAACAUUUCAGUAAGAUUAAUUGUUCCUGAAGUACCUGUUCUAGACAUUGUAUGCAGUGGACUGUUCUGCUAAGAACUGCGAUGGGGAGAAUUACAGAUUUCUGUCCAUGUAUGAAAUUGCCAAUUACAUGUAUCUCUUGAAUGGGCGUAACAAAAUUGUUAGAGAAAUUGCAUUGCCACUCAGUAUGGAUGGUCAAUUGACUCCACAUGUCUGUUCACCUGAAGGAUCUUCCAGUUAGAAGAUGCAGAGUUUUGGGACAUGGACAGUGGCAGUAGCAGCAGCACUGGUGAUCAGUCUGAUGGGAGUUCACACUAAACACCUGGUAGCUGAAAACACCCAUCUCCUGACCUCUGAAGAGCACAAGAUGGUCCUCAACCAGGGAAUGAAAGGUAUGGAUGACAUUACUGUAUUAUUGAUGUAAUGUAAUUGCCAACAUAAUGUAGAGAUGGAUUCUACAGUAGGACUUAUGGCUGUAUCUGUAGUUGUCGUGUCGUUUCAGUGGGAUUUAAUUUGGGCUUCAAAUUGUAUUGAUUGACAAGAGCUUUACUCUUGAUGAUGUGGAACGUGUAGCCUUAUGUGUGUGCUGCUUGAAGUAUCAUAUCUUUGCUGAUAGACAAACUAGUUUGUUUUGAAUAUCUGUUAUUCUGGAGGUAGUUCAAAUGCCAAAGCGUAGACCGAAUGAUUUACUGACCCUUCUACACUUCAUACUUGACGACGUUGUUUCAAUAAACUUCUUACACGUUUCACGUUUCUUACCUGCUGUUGAGAACAAUAGUGUAUCGUAGUGACACACUUUUGUCAGACUAAACAGCAGAGAUACUACGAUAGAGCAUCAAUGUUUGACUACGCUUAUCAUGGACACGUUGAAAUCCCAUGUAUUUUGAAACUGCCAACAGUCAUGAAGAUUAGCCCAUCGAUGAUAAGACAGGGAGUGGCAGGUUAAUCAUCAUGGUCCAUCAUCAUUCAAUACCUUGAAUAGGUGUAAACAAUGCUUAGAAAAAUAAAUCCAGAUUAUCUGCUUUGAUUUACUCAACUUGUCCUCAUGUUACUCUUCAACUCUUUGUGCAAUCUACGUACUGUGGGUGUUAAUUCAGUUUGUUGCUAUUUCACCCUGCAGAGUAUCCCAGGGACUGUUAUGAGAUGUUGAUGGGUUCAGGGGGUCAGGCCAGAGAUGGAGUGUACUUGAUUCAGCCAGGUGACUACCCCAUCCUGGCCUACUGUGCCAUGCAAGAGGGUGGUUGGACUGUAGUGCAGCACAUCACAGUUAACAGCAGCGUGGACUUCGACCGCACCUGGGUCGAAUACAAGCAGGGUUUUGGGGUCCUGAAUGGUGACCACUGGCUGGGGAACGAACACCUCCACCACCUCACCCGAGGGCCUGGACGCUACAAACUGGGGGUCAAACUGGUGGACAAAGAUGCCAUCGCCAAGAUGGGCGAGUAUGACCCUUUCAUGGUGGAGGACGAGCGGUCCGGGUUCAGGCUGCGUCUGGGUCUGUUCCAGGGCUCUGCCUUAGACGCUCUCACCCAGGACACAGAGAAUUACCUGCAUGACAACCAGAGGUUUACCACCAAGGACCGAGACAACGACAACUACUUCCAAAACUGUGCUAAGCUGGAGUUCCAGGGUGUGGCGGGAGGGGGCUGGUGGUACGAUGCCUGUGCUGGGGCCAACCUCAACCGCAGGAACGUGAUCUACUGGCAGAAGGACUGCAACAAGGAGCACCUGUGUAAAUACGCCUGGAUGAUGGUAAAGCCCUCAGACACAGUAAAGGUGGUCCACACUGGGGACUGUAAGAAGGAUGAAUUGUGAGUCAGUUGUCUGGAGAUUAGGUUGAUCCAUACCAUCUGUGGUUAUACUAAUGUAGUGGUUUUCAAAACAUUGUUUACGUAAUAGAGACAAUAGUUCAACACAUUUAAUUCAGAAAUACGCAGAGACAUACGAUCACAAAAUACUGUAAAGAAAACAGUUCAGUAUCAACUGAUUUUUCACACAUUUUUUUAAGUAAUAAAAAAAAAGCAAUAGUUAUUUUGGGGAUUUCAUACAUUUAAGUCUCCCCCUCUAACUUUCCCCAAAAAUUGCAAGUGCAGUUUUCUGUAUGUCUAAAUGAUCACAGAUACAAAAUAUUUUGUGGUCAUGAUAUCAUAGCUUAUUACACAUGUAAAACCACUUUUGCAGUAUUUAUUUACUCACUCACCUAAUAUCACUGAAUGAAUGUGUUGGUUGUUGGCACAAAAAACAAGAUGUACUGGAUCAAAAUUAGAUUACAUCCAGUAAGUUUACAGUAGAUUUUCUUAUGACACAUUUGAUUAAAUAACUAGAUUUGAAAGUGGUUCUGGCCAAUUGAAAUUCUGUAAAUGUAAUGUCUAGCAAUGGGUACAUGAGAAUGAUACAGUGCAGCACAGAAUGACCAGAACAAAAGCCUGUAUCCUGAGUACAGACAGACAUUAAACACAUUCUAAUUAAUACAUUUACGUCAUUUAGCAGACGCUCUUAUCCAGAGCGACUUACAGG
Coregonus sp. 'balchen' is the source of this 2573-nucleotide messenger RNA. Lineage: Eukaryota; Metazoa; Chordata; Actinopteri; Salmoniformes; Salmonidae. The record is from the annotation of a GenBank genome assembly.